CAUCGGUGGCCGCAACAAGUGAAUGAUCGACGCGCAAGCGGAAGCAAAGUAGCGCGACGCGACAAAGUUCUUGCCUAUCGACUUGCACCGGAUCCCUAACCAUGGCUGCUCCGCCUCCUUUACCGAUGAACCUUAAUAUGGAAAUCCCUGGAGGGCCACCAAUGCCCAAUGUCUUGUAUCCUCAUCAUGUUGGCUUGACUAUUAUGAUUCUCGUGUACCAUCGCGGUGUGGAUUAUGGUGAGCCUGGUAUAGGUCCGACGACACUGCAUCCCAAAGUUAGGAUGAGAAUGCUACGAGUUCUGGCGCGAGAAAUAGGAGAGUUGAAACCCCCAACCCCAUAUCACCAAUUGGUGUCUAAACUAGUGAACGGAUUUGAUGACCCGUCACUCAACUCGGAGCUGGCUCUUCUUUCUCACACUCUGAAUCAGGCACCCAAGAUGAUUUCCACUCCGGAAGUGAUGGGUGACUUAUUUAGCGAUGUGCGAAGUCUCGUGCCUGGGGUCGAUGAACCAGAAGAAAACACCAGUUCCUGCGCUUUUGAACGACGAUCAUUCUUUGGGAUGUUUAUUCGAAGGAGUUUUUUGAGCUUUCGCAAGCUGUCCUUUGCUGGUCAAUUGCGCCUGUGUAAUGACUUUAUUGCGUGGUGUGACGGGGAUAAAGGGGCGGGAUACUAUAUCGGUUCAAAGGAGAGGCGAAGGGGCCUCCUCAUAUAUCCAGGCAUCCUGGAUCUUCCUGAAAAUGCAAAGCAGUCAUAUUACGAAAUAGCCGGGGAUUCAUUGAAGACUGGGGAUAGCAAAGCCGCAGUAGACAAUUUGAGGCGUUUCUUUGACCAACGAUUUGCUGCGACUGAUGACACGACUAUGUAUCAGCAUUCACUUCUAAGCAUGGCCACACUUCAUUAUACAAGGGGCGAACUUCUGGCUGCCCGUCAGUUUCUCGAUGAAGCGAUUAAGAUUUCAAAAGAGAAGAAUGAUCAUUUCACACUGGAUCGCUGUCAAAAUCUCAUGCAGCGCCUUGACCCAGACCCAGGCUCCGCAUUCCUCGCUCGAGAUCGUGCUAUUUCUGUCCAGGUCUGGGGAAACCCGCUGGAUAUUCUUUGGGAAAUCAAGAAGCUUCUAGAGCUUGGAGAAGGGCUGAAAAUCCUAUUCACCAAGGUAGCAGAGAGUAUCGGAGUGUGGGAUGCUAAAUCUGUCCUCAUUAAUGUUGGUGUGGAGAAAUGGCCUAGGCAUGCUGUCUGCGCCAUCCUUUGGCGUUUAGCAGGUGUGGAGACGCUCGCCAAGUGCCACGAGAACAUCAUCUUGGCCUUCACUCAGGUUGGCGAUGAUGAUUCUCGUAUGUCUGUGGUCUGUGCCAGAGCAUCACGGUACACGAGACAGGGUGCAACUGAUGAAGCACUUAAAUUAUUGCUGGACCCACAAACUUGGCGAGGGCUGACAUUCCAGCAAUAUCAAAUAUGGGCCUUGGAAGUGUGGAAUGUUUUCAACUUCACAGCGGAACGGAAAGGACAUGCGUCCUUUCAACGUGACUUUCUCAUGCCAAACCAACCGUCUCCAAGACCUGAAGUUCAGUCGGUCGGCGCGCCGUCUCCGUUCCAUCGUCGUACGGUGAUAACUGAGUCUCUACAGCUAGCUCUGCGAUACAAAGAAGCGAAUCAGCCCGUUCUAGCUGUUCAGCCGCUUAUGGAGGCCGUUUGGAGUUCAGAAUUUCGAGGGAUGUUUCAGUAUUACCGCAUCGCAGUAGUAUUACUUGCCGACAUCGCAAUUGACCUUGGUCUACCAAAAUCUGGCCAACACAUGAUUGAAGAAGUUCUACCACAGAUUCUCCUCGCGGACGAUCUUGAACUCCGCGCUUACGGAAGCUUGACAUACGCGCGAUUGAUGAUGGCUGGAGCUGGCGCAGAUAUCAAUGAGGAAAUAUUAAAAGAAGCACGGCCCCAUCUGAUUCGGGCCGUCAGAGACUAUCGGACUAUAUCGAAGUUCGAGAAAGCACUCGAAGCACUUUACAUUCUUUCGGCGGUGUGCCAUAACCUGCGUGCAGUGGAGGAGCGGGACGCUUGGGCCGCACAGUUUAAUGCCUUGGACGCAGAACGACGAACAACUCUAUCAGCUGGCGUUGAUGAAGAGACACUGCAGAUUUUCAGGAUCGUCACGGAGGUUGCCUAUGUCAUCGGUCAAACAGAAAAAUGAGUGGCUUCGAAUGCUCGUGUUUGAUAUCAUUAUUGCAAAUUUAAGUUAUCUUGGCUCCUGUCGAGGGCCUAGCAUUACCCUAAAGGUUGUUCAUAUUUGCUUCCCAAGGCGAGCAAGAUGGUAAUUUAUCGUUGGUUUGUGAGGUUUCACACGGCCCCCAGCCAUUCCUCCCAUGCACAAUCUUAGACUUUGAGCGGCGUCUGCACAUGGUCCGAUUGAUCGGAAAUCAUUUUUGCUCGCCCAGCAGUUCAACAUGGUGGCAAGCUGCAAGGCGCACGGA
Messenger RNA from Cantharellus anzutake, 2466 nucleotides. RefSeq lists its product as uncharacterized. The transcript has 19 exons. Gene Ontology annotation, biological process: protein K11-linked ubiquitination; positive regulation of mitotic metaphase/anaphase transition; anaphase-promoting complex-dependent catabolic process. The record is from RefSeq and is a predicted model, not a curated record. Gene Ontology annotation, cellular component: anaphase-promoting complex. The coding region runs from base 102 to 2186 and encodes 694 amino acids. Gene Ontology annotation, molecular function: protein binding. Lineage: Eukaryota; Fungi; Basidiomycota; Agaricomycetes; Cantharellales; Hydnaceae.